AUGAGAUUCUUUAAAAAACUUUUAAAAUGCUUUAAGAAAAACCAAAAACAAGAAGACAGCUGGGAUAAUGUUUGUGAAAAGGUUGAGUCUUGGUCGUCAAGUUCAACAGACGAUAAAGAAGAUUCUUUUGAAAACUCCUUACCAACCGUUGAAAUUGAUAAUCAAUUCUCUGUAAUUGAUCUGAAGUUUUAUACAAGAUACGAAGAAUACAUUGAAGAUGUAAGAAGAGAAGACCCUGAGAAAUAUGAAAAAUUCAAGAUGUAUUUCUCAUUUUUGGAUGCGCAUAGAAGAAAGCAAUAUGAGGAGGAUUUUGAGUACACGAUAGGAGUUUUAAACAAAAAUUUUACUCAUAUUUACCUCUUAAGUUAUGAUGACCUGUUAGAAUAUGCUGAAAAUAAUUUAAGAGAUGGUGGAGAAUACCCGCAUCUUAAUAUCCGAACAGGGAGAAGCGUAGUCUCUUGCGAGAGAGAUGAACACGAUGUGAGGCAGCGAAUGACGCAUGAGAUAACCAUCUUUUUUGGUGAAGCGUAUUCACGUCUCUCUGGUUGA
Dentiscutata erythropus is the source of this 549-nucleotide messenger RNA. The record is from the annotation of a GenBank genome assembly. NCBI's taxonomy places the organism in Eukaryota, Fungi, Glomeromycota, Glomeromycetes, Diversisporales, Gigasporaceae.